AUGCCACCGCGUCCCCGCUCCACUUCUUCUCCUCCCACCGCUGCUGCCACCCUUCUGCUCAUAGCCUCUGCGCUCCUCGUCCAACUUGAUCUCAUCCACGCCCUGCCCGCCCCGCGCCUCUCACCAACCACACUAACAACACCAACACCAACCCCAACCCCAACACCACCCUUCCCACCCACCUACGCCGACCAUGUCCUCCUCCACCACCACGACCAAGGCCGCCGCCGCCCAAAACAAGUCGCCCUUCCGUUCGGGCAUCCUGGUCCCGCUGGCCCUUCUCGGCUUCUUCCUGACGCUGCUGAUGUCGCCGCUGCUGCUGGCCAUGCACGAGCAGCCGGUGCAGCCCAAGGCCCAGCCCGAGGUCCAGCCCGUCGCGUAAAAGACGCGACGCCGCCGCCGCGCCGGACGCGCCCCGUCACGCUGCCCGUCGUGCCUGCCGCCGCCGCCGCCGCCUCCGUCGCCUCCGUCGCCUCCGCCACCAUCACGUCCGUUGUUGAAGAAAUCACCAGAAAGGAAAGGGAAGGAGGAGAAGAAGAAAAGGAACAAGGGAGGGGGGAUGGUGCAGAAUUGUCGUCGCCGUCGCCAUUGUUGCUGCUGUUGCCGCCGCCGCCGACGCUGCUGAUGCUGCCGAUGCCCCAAGAGACACUGUUGCUGGAUUCCGCUGCCGCUACCGCCGCCGCCACGCCCUCGGUCGAUUCAAUCGCCCCCGGCGACGCAUACAACGGACGCGAAAAGACGCAAAGAGCAUCGCAAUCGCCGCCACACGAGGGCUACCCAUUCCAGCAAUUCCUGGAGCUCGGCACCGACAGCGGCGCCGCCGCCAGCAAUGGCGGUCACGGCGGCCCGAAGAGGCAAGAGAUGCACAGGGGCUCCGGCGACAGCGCCGACGCAGUUGUUACCGCCGGCGCGAGCAGUGGAGCUUUGUCGGCAUCGGUCAUGGGCCCGGCGCGCGGUGGUGGGGCGCCGUUACCGCCUCCGCCUCCGCCGCCGCCGCCUCCGCCUCCGCCAGGGGCGGUGUCGGCGGAAGGGGGGAAAGUCAACGACGGCACCGAAGCGGCCCCCGAUGACCGACAACGACAAGAUAAUGGAAGGAGGAACAACAACAACAACAAAAACAAACACAACGACGGACUCAAUGACGGUGACGGGAGUGAUGGCGGUGGUGGUGGCGGCGGAGGUAGCAGCGGUCUGAAUCGGCUGUGGAAGGAUGAGAUGUGA
This is a messenger RNA of Diplodia corticola, 1221 nucleotides long. RefSeq lists its product as uncharacterized. The transcript has a single exon. Gene Ontology annotation, biological process: actin filament polymerization. Gene Ontology annotation, cellular component: cytoplasm; actin filament. NCBI's taxonomy places the organism in Eukaryota, Fungi, Ascomycota, Dothideomycetes, Botryosphaeriales, Botryosphaeriaceae. Gene Ontology annotation, molecular function: microtubule binding; actin binding. Bases 1 to 1221 code for a protein of 406 amino acids. The record is from RefSeq and is a predicted model, not a curated record.